AUGAAUUUAAGACUGAAAAACUCUAACUAUUUGGUUGGCAAUAAUGACAUUACUAGAUUAAGAAGAGCUAGACUUAUUUAACCUAGUCAACCUGAAUCUAAAUCUUUAGCAACUGUUAAAAUGAAUUUAUCUCCAGAACUCAAACCUAAAAAAUAAAAAACUAUUCAUCAAGAUAGUGUCUAAGAUGAAAACAUAAUCAAUUAGAAAUAAAAUGAAAAAAACAAAAUUUAUUAAGCAAAAUUAUAAGAAUUAUUAAGUCUAAGAAAAAGUAUAGAAUUAUUAAUAAUAUGAGGUAGCCUAACUCCAUUAUUAAAAUAAUAAAUUAAUAGACAACAAACAAUUAUUAAACAUUAACCAGAUUUUAUGAAAGACCAUGACUUAUAUAGCAAGAUUAGAAGAUAAAGCAUUGAAAAUCUAUAAACCUAAGAAAAAUCAAAGAAUUUUGUUUUAAAGUCCUAAUAAGAAUGUACUCAAAAAAAAAGAAUUUAUACUAAUAAUUUUAAAUCAUCCAGUUAUAUUAAUGGAGCACCUAUUUUAAAUAGAAGUGUUUCAUAAUUUACUUGUUUAACUCCAAAAAAAAAAGAUAAUAAUUCAUUUAGUUAUUUAUAAAAGGAAUGUAUUAAAAAGUAAAAAUUUGAAGGUCUGAUCAAUUUAUUUAUUAACAUAAAUAUUGAAAAUUUAGUUAUAGCUUUUAAUUCUAUCAAAAGUAAAGCACCUAUGUUACCAUUCAUCAAAGAACUUGAAAGAAGAAAGGAAGAUUUCUAAUAAAAAAGGUUUUUUAUUUAAUUAGUUAAAGCUUAAUGA
This is a messenger RNA of Paramecium primaurelia, 804 nucleotides long. NCBI's taxonomy places the organism in Eukaryota, Ciliophora, Oligohymenophorea, Peniculida, Parameciidae. The record is from the annotation of a GenBank genome assembly.